AUGGAAGCUUUUGAAGAGAUAGAAAGUGCUUAUAAAGAAAUAGAAGAUGAAAUAAUAAGAAGUGUUGAUUCAUUAUGCGAUGGUAAUUAUUUGAAAAUAAAAGAUGAGGUAAUUAUGCCGCAUAUGAGUGAUAGCUUAAUUGAGAAAAUAAUAAUAUUGAACAGGCAUAUUAAUGAUAAUAGUAACCCAAAGGAAUUUGAAAAAAAAGUAACGAAUGAAAAGGUUAUGCAGAUAAAUGAUAAAUUAAUAUAUUUAUUGUGUGAUUAUUACAUUAAUAAAAAAGAUAUUGAAAACUUAAUUAAUUUUACAACAAGUAAUGAGAAUUAUUUUAGUGUAUUACCACAAGCCAAAACAGCGAAAUUAAUAAGAAACAUAGUUGAAAAAAUAUCUAAAAAGAUACGUAACAUUAGCACUUUAUACAUAAUAUUUAAAAAGUAUAUGAAUUGGGCAUACGAGAAAAAAAGGAAUUUUCUACGAUGCCGUAUCGAAGUAAAGAUAAUUAUAUUAUUUAUAUUAAAACAAAAAUAUAAAACAGCAUUAAGUUUAAUUGAAAGAUUAUUAAAAGAAGUAAAGAAGGUGGAUGACAAAGCAUUGUUGCUUGAGUUAUAUAUUGUAGAAACCAAAAUAUAUAUGCUACUUAAAAAUUCUACAAAAAUGAAAGCUUCAUUAACAUUUGCUAAGAAUAUAGCUAAUACAAUAAAUACGGCUAUAUAUAUUAAUAGUGAAAUAGACUUGUUAUCUGGAAUAUUAUAUAUAUAUGAAAAGGAUUAUAGAAGUGCAUAUAUUUAUUUAUACGAAUGCUAUGAAACUUUAUAUACAUAUAUAUAUAAUAGUCAGAAUAACACUCUCGAUUUUUUAAGUAAAAAACAUAACGAUUUUUAUUCAGUUAUUAUACAUAAUAUUAUUAAUACUAGUACAAUAUCUUCUCAAAAUAGAACUAAAAGUAUAAGCCAGAUUAGUCCAUUUCUAUUAUCAUUUUAUACCUUUUAUGAAUAUUAUGACAGUAGUAACAGUCUGUUAAAUGUCGAUGAAAUUAAUCUAUUGUCGAAUAAUGUUAAUUUAAUAUAUAGUGAUAUUAUAUGUAAAAAUAGUUCAAGUUAUCAAGAGCUUGAUGAAGAAAAAAUGUAUUGUAUAACUAACCCAAUUGAGUUAAACUAUGAGUUGAUAAAAAAUUUGACAAUAGAUAAUUAUGGAAACUUGCUGGAAUUUACUUCUUCCAAUGCUGGUGACAUGCGUGAAAAUAAUGGUAAUAAGAAUCCCAUUUUCAUUUUCCCUGAAAAUAAAAAUAUAAAUGGUAAUUUUGGCUUAAAUUUAAACAUCGAAAAUUUAAAACUUAUUGUACCUUUGAAAUAUAUGCUACUUUGCAAAAUAUUGGAAGAAAAUAAUAGAAAAGACAUAAAUACCAUUUUAUGUGAAAACAAUAAAUUAAAUUAUAUACCAAAUAAAGAGAUACAAAUAUUAUUAGAUAUAUCUAAAUGUUAUGAAAAUAGAACAUUAGACAUAUUUGAAAAUGUAAUAAAAUACAAUAUUUUCCUUAUCAACAUAGAUAAAGUUAUAUAUAAUUACUUAAAAGAGUUAUACGAAUUGUUGCUAGAAAAAAAUAUAUUAAAAAUUAUUGAAGCAUAUAGUUGCAUUGAUUUAAACUAUAUAGGUCAAAAGUUAAACCUAGAUAUAAAUAAAAUUAUCUCAAAAUUGUCAGAAAUGAUAUUAGAUAAAAAAUUAAAUGGAACACUAGAUCAGAAUGCUGGUAUUCUCAUCUUGUAUGACGAUAUGCCAGAUACAAAAAUGUAUCAAAAUGUUUUAGAAAUAAUAAACAACUUAACCGAGUCUGUCGACAUACUAUAUCAAAAGGCUCAAUUGACCAUAUAA
Molecule: messenger RNA, 1869 nt
Organism: Plasmodium berghei ANKA
Lineage: Eukaryota; Apicomplexa; Aconoidasida; Haemosporida; Plasmodiidae
Product: 26S proteasome regulatory subunit RPN6, putative
Exons: 1
Coding region: 1-1869 (622 amino acids)
Biological process (GO): ubiquitin-dependent protein catabolic process
Cellular component (GO): proteasome regulatory particle, lid subcomplex
Molecular function (GO): structural molecule activity
Source: RefSeq, a predicted model, not a curated record